This is a messenger RNA of Sus scrofa (pig), 906 nucleotides long. Its product is annotated as olfactory receptor 1J4-like. Gene Ontology annotation, molecular function: G protein-coupled receptor activity; olfactory receptor activity. NCBI's taxonomy places the organism in Eukaryota, Metazoa, Chordata, Mammalia, Artiodactyla, Suidae. Gene Ontology annotation, cellular component: membrane. Gene Ontology annotation, biological process: G protein-coupled receptor signaling pathway. The record is from RefSeq and is a predicted model, not a curated record.
AUGAGGAGGGAGAACCAGAGCAGCAUGUCUGAGUUCCUUCUCCUGGGGCUCCCCAUCAGGCCAGAGCAGCAGGGCGUGUUCUUUGCCCUGUUCCUGAGCAUGUACUUGACCACAGUGCUGGGGAACCUGCUCAUCAUCCUGCUCAUCAGGCUGGACCCUCACCUCCACACCCCCAUGUACUUCUUCCUCAGCCACCUGGCCCUCACAGAUGUCUCCUUUUCAUCUGUCACUGUUCCUAAGAUGUUGAUGAACAUGCAGACUCAGAAUCAAUCCAUUCUAUAUGCAGGGUGUAUAACACAGACAUAUUUUUUCAUAUUUUUUGCUUGCAUUGAUAACUUUCUUCUUGCAUUAAUGGCCUAUGACAGGUAUGUGGCCAUUUGUCACCCUCUACACUACACCAUCAUCAUGAGGGAGGAGUUGUGUCUGUGUCUAUUGGCUGUUUCCUGGCUAUUCUCCUGUGCCUAUGCCCUGACCCACACCCUCCUCCUGGCUCAAAUCAAGAGGAGAGAGAACCAGAGCAGCAUGUCUGAAUUCCUCCUCCUGGAGCUCCCCAUCCAGCCAGAGCAGCAGGGCAUGUUCUUUGCCCUGUUCCUGGGCAUGUACCUCACCACAGUGCUGGGGAACGUGCUCAUCAUCCCGCUCAUCAGGCUGGACCAUCACCUCCACACUUCCAUGUACUUCUUCCUCAGCCACUUGACCCUCAUGCAUGUCUCCUUUUCAUCUGUCACUGUCUCUAAGAUGUUGAUGAACAUGCAGACUCUUGAUCAAUCCAUUCCCUAUGCAGGGUGUGUAACACAGACAUAUUUUUUCUUAUUUUUUGUUGGUAUUGAUAACCUUAUUCUUGCAUUGAUGGCCUAUGACAGGUAUGUGGGUAUUUGUCCCCUCUACACUAUGCCAUCAUCAUGA